Lachancea thermotolerans CBS 6340 is the source of this 549-nucleotide messenger RNA. RefSeq names its product Psy3p (gene PSY3). The record is from RefSeq and is a predicted model, not a curated record. Gene Ontology annotation, biological process: recombinational repair. Gene Ontology annotation, cellular component: Shu complex; nucleus. The coding region runs from base 1 to 549 and encodes 182 amino acids. The transcript has a single exon. Lineage: Eukaryota; Fungi; Ascomycota; Saccharomycetes; Saccharomycetales; Saccharomycetaceae.
AUGACAAAAAUCAAGUCAAGCGUGGUGCACAGGCUUAUCGAUGAGCUGCCCAAUCAAACCUUCGUACUGAUGAUAGACAUUGCCUCUUGUUGGCGCGAAUUCGCUACGGAGUACUCGCAUGAGGAGAAAAGUGUAGCAUAUAUGAACUCCGCAUCGUUGCUGCAUUUUGAGUCGUUGAUAAAUUUCCUAGCCCAGCUCAAUGACAACCCGCAGGAGGCCCUCUCCAGGUGCAAGCAAGCAGCCCCCCUGCAAUUUCAGCUUGCUAGCAUUGUCAUAGACAACAUCUCUUAUUAUACCCAUGAUAAUGCUUCCUAUGAGCUCCUUUUCAAGAUUUUACGCAUGCUGCGUUCUCGGUACGGUUGUUCGGUAAUGACAGUAGGAUUUGGGCUGGACUUCUAUAAUGGAGUGGAGCAGUCCUUUGCGACGAAUAAAUCGUACGAUAUACCCACACGGCUUCCGAUGUCUUACGUCAAAAAUAUGGACUGCGUGCUACAGCGGGAUAACGCAUCAACGGCGAGGGUUGUCUACACCAAAAACUCAAUGCCCUGA